Molecule: messenger RNA, 2742 nt
Organism: Fusarium pseudograminearum CS3096
Lineage: Eukaryota; Fungi; Ascomycota; Sordariomycetes; Hypocreales; Nectriaceae
Exons: 2
Coding region: 1-2742 (913 amino acids)
Biological process (GO): regulation of DNA-templated transcription
Cellular component (GO): nucleus
Molecular function (GO): DNA-binding transcription factor activity, RNA polymerase II-specific; zinc ion binding; transcription cis-regulatory region binding
Source: RefSeq, a predicted model, not a curated record
AUGGAGCUCGAUCCUCGUCUGGGCGCGACUGGCGAUAGAGCCUCAUCACUAACAAACUUUAGGCCAGACGGCACGUCAGGACCGUCGCCGAAUCAUCAUGUCUCAUCUGGUGGUGGUUCACUGAUGCCCUUCUCUCAUACCCACGACGCACAUGAUGACCAUAAUAGUGCCGAUAACACCCCCAGCGCAUCAGUUGAAAAUCGAGAAUCACCCCAGCAUCAACAUUCACAGCUCCACGACGAACAUGAUGGAGAUGCAAAUGAUCCUAAGCGACCGCGGGCGUGUGAAGCGUGUCGCGGUUUGAAAGUGCGCUGCGAACCUGAUCCUAACGAUGAGGGACCAUGCAAGAGAUGCCGGAAGGCCGGAAGGAGCUGUGUCGUGACAAUGCCGACGCGCAAACGCCAAAAGAAGACGGACAGCAGAGUCGCCGAACUAGAAAAGAAGAUAGACGCCUUGACAGCGAGUCUACAGGCUAGAGCAGCACCUGUAGGUGGCCAGACUUAUGCGCAAGGCCCAGGUCUAGCUCACAGUGUUGCGGACUCAUCAAGAAAUGUCACACCCAAACCACCCAAUGAUUCCAGCACACCUACAGCUUCAUACAACAAUAUUUGGAGACCACCCGCAUGGGGAUCAUUUGCGUCGGCUCAACCUAUCAUGCAGCAGACAUCUGCAGAGCAUAACUCAGAACGCGCAUCUCCAGCUCGGCCGAGUGCGGCUAUGGCUCCUACGCCAGCAACUGGACAGAAGAGGAAAUUCUCCGAUGGUCGCGAAGCUUCAAUUGAGCAGCCUCGUGUUGAUGAGACUCCAGCUGAGGCCCUGGCGGCAUAUCUAACAAGAGCACAGGGUGGUGAUAUCGUCGAGCGUGGCAUCAUCACCAUGGAUAAAGCCACUGAACUAUUUGCUCGUUAUAACGAUCAUAUGAUCUCUCAUCUCCCUGCUGUCGUCUUCCAGCCUGGCUUUACAGCAUCUGAACUUCGAAAGACAAAGCCAAUACUUUUCCUAGCUGUCAUGGCAGUUGCGUCCGCAGAGUCGCCCGUCCUCCAGAGGACUCUCCAAAAAGAAAUGAUGCUUACCUUUGCAGAGAAGGUGAUACUUUCUGGUGAGAAGAGUCUUGAGCUGGUACAGGCGAUCAAUGUUGGCGUGAUUUGGUAUUGGCCUCCGGAACACUUUGAAGAGCUCAAGUUCUAUCAGCUCGUGCACAUGUCAGCCGUCAUGGCCAUUGAUAUUGGACUCGGUCAGAAAUUCAAGCAGCGCCGUGGACUGGUCAUGCCAGAUGCUUGGCGCCCUACACCAGGCACCUCGAUCGCUGGGCCUAUGCCUCAAAGCCGCCGCUGGACACCUCCAGACUCGUUGAGUCUGGAGAGUCGACGCACAUGGCUGACGUGCUAUUUUCUGGCAGCUAAUACCUCUAUGGCCUUGCACCGACCCAAUCUCAUACGUUGGACCCCUUUCAUGGACGAGAGUCUUCAGCUCCUGCAAUCGUCACCAGAUGCUGCACCCACUGAUGCUUAUUUCUGUCAUCUUGUUUGGACACAUCAUCUGUCUGAAGAAGUUGGCGUGCAAUUUUCGCUCGAUGACCCAACCACAGAUAUCAGCAUGAACGAUCCAAGGACGCAAUAUAUUCUCAGAGGUCUCGAGCAGGAGUUGAAACGAUAUAAAGAAAAGGUCCCCCCGGACUUGUUGCAGCCAACUCUCCUGAUAAGCUUUGGCGUACUUAACUUAUACAUGCAUGAAGUGGCUCUGCAAUCCCGAGCCGAGAGUUUACGGCCACCGUUCUCAACAGCCAAUCUGCAAAACGGGCUCGUCGGUGGGGACAAGCUAUCUGCUGCGUACAUCAGUUCAGUGUCAACAUGCCUGGCCUCUAUAAAGGACAUGCUAAAUACCUUUCUGGCCAUGGAUGUCUUUAGCGUACGAUGUCUGCCUGUAUUCAACUUUGUCCGUGUUGCAUACGCUGUUGUUAUGCUCAUCAAGCUCUAUUUUACGGCAUCGGCGUCAGGCUCAGAUCUUGGCCGAGUGAUUGACAAAGACGACAUGCAAGUCGGCAAGUAUCUCGACGGCCUUCUCGAUAAGUUUCGCGCAACUGCGGCAGAUGACCGCUGCCGGCCUGCUGCUAAGUUUCUCGUCGUCCUCGUCAUGCUUCGCAGUUGGUUCUACAAACAAGCAAAGUCCGAAGCCAAGGACUCUCAGCCAGCUCCGCCAUCAUCUUCAGUCAGACAGUCUCCUUCCCAGCAGCAGCAGUCAACACCUGCCAACAACUCAUCAACACAACCUUCCGAACGCACCUCUACGGCGAACACCCCUCUCCAACUUCUCUCCGAAGUCGCCACCGGCGCUGGCUCUCGUAAUCGUAACUCCUCAGCCAACCGGCCGUCAAUAGCAGGAUGGGGCUCGAAUAUCCCACAGCCUCCACAGCCCUUCUUCCAUGAUACCCCUGACAACGCAUCAAGCUCUGGCGCUCCCAUGCCAUACUAUAACGAGCCAUUUUCAGCAGAUCUGGCCGCGGCUAUGGCGCCUGUGAUGCCGUCACUUCCUUCUGCAGCUGACGGCACGGGCAGCAACAACAAUGGGGACAUGUUUGACUUCCCAAACCUCAUUCCAGGUUGGGACUUGGAAGGUAUGGGUAUGGGAGUUGGGUCGCAGGGGAUGUGGGAAGAUGGAAUGCGCAUCUUCCUGGAGGAGCCUUGGUUUAACACCAUGUUUCAAGGUAAUCCUGCUGCUGCUAACAACAACAUGAGCUUUUAG